Molecule: messenger RNA, 2301 nt
Organism: Porites evermanni
Lineage: Eukaryota; Metazoa; Cnidaria; Anthozoa; Scleractinia; Poritidae
Source: the annotation of a GenBank genome assembly
AUGGGCCAAUCUCCAGUCAUUAGCAGUUUAGAGUUGGAAAAUAUCGAGGCGGUUUUCAACGAGAUUUCAACGAAAACGGAUGAUGGCACCAGACAGGUUGAGUUGUCCAUGUUAAAUCGUCAAGAUUUUGCCGAACGCUUCCGGUUACCUGGGUUCAUUGCCGAACGCCUCUUUCACGCAUUUGACAGAAACGAGGUAUUACAGUCUAUUCACUACAUACGAAUGUCGUAAAUGUGCAGUCUCUGUUGAUUAUUAUUAUUAUUAUUAUUAUUAUUAUUAUUAUUAUUAUUAUUAUUAUUAAUGUUAAUCAUAACUAUAAAUUCUCCAAACUAACUGGCUAUCAGCUACCUUGAUUUUGAAAAUAAUCAUAACUAUAUCAGCAUGCAAAGAAAGUACUGUCCGAUAGCCCGGGGCUAGUGGAUUUUGCUAUCUGGCUAGUGAAUUCUGUUUCUAACUUGCCCGAUGGGCAAGUGAUGUUUUAUGAGGAAUUUGAAUAACAGAAGAACAAAAAGUUUUUGGGGCUAGUUGAAAUAACGACUGGGCUAGUAAAUGCUAGCUUUAGCUUGCCCGAAUGGCAAGCUGUAAAAAUGAUUUUCUUCGCACCCGGUAUAGCAAAAUUCUCUAAUCUGGUUGGCUAUCAGCUGUCCUGAUUUCAGCAUUAAUAGGACCGUGUAAUAGGACUUUUUAGUCAUGCCAAAGUAAUUAGAUAGUCUAGCUGUGAUCACUUUCACACUCACAGAUUGAAUUCAGGAUGUUACAUGUCGAUCGAAAACGAUCAUUGGAAAGCUUCUUGAUAAGUCGACAGUGCUGUUUUUGUAUAAAGUCUGUCUUUUGAUUUAUCGAGAAUGUGUUUAUUUUUGGUGCAUAACAUGUGAAAGUAUGUAUUUUUACAUGUGUUGCAUGCAAGGGUGUAUAUAAAAAAGAGAUAUGAUAUGGAAUAGCUGCUGUGAAUUAAAAACUAAUGUUUUUGUGAGCCUUUCAAAAAUUACCACAGUGUGUACAGCAAAACAUAGAAAGGCACAGAUAACGCUGAUAAAAUAUUAAACGAAAUUUCCAGGAGCACUGCUUGCAAUUAAAAUUAUUGAAACCUCUAGCUUUUACACACAUCACACCUUUUUGAUAGAUACAACAGCGACCUAUUAGAUUCAUGCAAGAUCAUUUUCAGAGAAGAAACUUCAACCGACUGCAGCAGAGAGCCCUAGGAGCCUAGCUCACAGAAGUGAAUUUCAAGACAAAUGCUUGUUUGUUUACUUUUUAUUGGCGGGAAUUUUUUUGCAUACAGCUGAUGACCAAAAGUUUUGUGUUUUUUCAUAAGUGCAGAAUGAGCAUGGAAUUUUGUUGUUAGUUGACUGGAAGUUGGCUUAAGAAUCAAAAGUUUUAGGCACCUGUGCGCGCUCCUUGUUUGAAAUUUGGUCUCCCGCUGGCAAAUUGUAGGCACCUCUGGUGACCGUGCACCCAUUAGGCAGCAGCCUUGUAUUAAAUGUUUUCUCACCUUUCCUUUCUGUUACAGAAUGGUACAAUCGACUUGGAGGAAUUUAUUGGCGGAAUAGCUUUGUGUCUUCAUGGAACUGUAAAAGAUAAAUGCAGAUUAUUAUUCCAUAUCUUUAAUUUGGUAAGGAAAUUUUAAAUACAUACAAUGCAAUGUUGACAUGAAAUCAAUUUACCAAAACAUUCCAUAGUAAAAGCACAAUCUUGGAACCUCUCAUAUGAGGCUAAAAUAAGGGUAAAAUUCUAACUAGGGACAAGGCCUAGCCCUUGAAACAGCAAUAUGAUAAACAAUUAUUGGAUAAAUUAGUUUUUGUGAUAUCCAGAAUAAAUUAGGUCAAGGUAAGUGUUUUGGUUUACAGGAGGUUUGGCUGAAUUAGUUUACAAACUGAGGAGGGGAGGUAGGGAAAGAACAAGAAUUUUCUUGUUUUGAGUUUUUUUGCCAGAGUAAGGUUAGCAUAAUAUUUAUUGUUGAGAGCAGUUUAUUCUCUCCUUCCAGUGUAGCUCUGAAGGUGAGGCUGAGUUUGUUGUUUCUUCUUUUUCUUCCUCCAGGGGGUGUUUGCCGGUUAAUGCUGGAGUUGGGUUCACUUUUACAACCGUUGUGAAUCAACUUUCACAAUUAAUUUCUUGUGAAUUAUUGUAAACUUUUGAAUACAGGCAGAAGACAAUGGAGUUAGCCGUGAUGAGCUGACAGCUGUUCUGUUAAGUUCCCUGGAGUCUGCUCAAACCAUACUGGACAACAUGGAGGACACUACAGUUGAACAACCUGAAGAGGGAGAAGAAACAGACAAGCUGAUUGAAACUGUUACGAGGUGA